GUCGAAUCGAAAUCGUCCACAGACGCAACCAAACGGCGCAGGACCGCGCGUGAAAAUGGGGAACAAGCCAUCUACUGACGAUCACGGCAACUCGCUGUCCUGUGCGUGCUGCCCUGGAUCGACGGGACUCGAGCACGACUGGCCGCAUCAGAAACAGCCACCUCCCCUGAAAAACUCCAAGCACAGCUCGACGUUGAGUAUGUACCAAGAGGCGUCGGCAAUUGCGACGUCGUCUAUGGGCGAGACCGAUUACGCUCACAAACCACAGCUUGAUGAUGGGUCCAAGUCGUCACGCACACGCACACGAGGGGGCUCGUUCGAGUUCAACGUGGAAAUUCCCGAGGCGUUCCGAGCGGAAAACUUGCACGUGCGCCGAACGUCGGCACUUCGCGUGUCGAAUCCAUCGACUGUGGACACGACUACGACAGGGCCAUUGUAAAGGAUCAAAACAACUUUUCAUUAUAUUGUUACGGCAA
This is a messenger RNA of Aphanomyces invadans, 476 nucleotides long. RefSeq lists its product as hypothetical. The record is from RefSeq and is a predicted model, not a curated record. The transcript has a single exon. Lineage: Eukaryota; Oomycota; Saprolegniomycetes; Saprolegniales; Verrucalvaceae. The coding region runs from base 56 to 439 and encodes 127 amino acids.